Xiphophorus maculatus (southern platyfish) is the source of this 4289-nucleotide messenger RNA. RefSeq names its product leucine rich repeat and Ig domain containing 3 (gene lingo3a). Gene Ontology annotation, molecular function: protein binding. Gene Ontology annotation, cellular component: extracellular matrix. The transcript is spliced from 2 exons. Bases 295 to 2121 code for a protein of 608 amino acids. The record is from RefSeq and is a predicted model, not a curated record. Lineage: Eukaryota; Metazoa; Chordata; Actinopteri; Cyprinodontiformes; Poeciliidae.
GGCGAGUGAUUACGCUCCAGUCCAGCUACUGGCUCCUGCUGCUGCUGCUGGAGGAGGAGGAGGAAGAGGAGGAGGAGGAGGAAGAGGAAAAGGAAGAAGAGGAGGAGGCUGUGGGCUUGGAGAGACUGGAGCAGCUCCGGUAUCCUGCACAGGCAGCCAGAACGGCCACAAGUGAUCAGAGCAUCUUCAGCCUUAUAGAUGAACAAGCAGCACGGUGCAGCUUCCAGUCCUGGGUGCCAGACCCAGUGAUUGAAACUCACACAGGAGUCGGAGGAAGAAGCAGAAAGGAGGGCCAUGGGGGUUGGCCUGGGCGUAUGUUGGCUGCUGCCUUUCCUCUUCUUGCUGCUUAUGAUCACAGUGUCCUCCACCCAAAGUCAAGGAUGUCCCCUGCGUUGUGACUGCAUUGCGAAGCUGAAGACUGUGUCCUGUUUUGGUAAACGUCUGUCCUCCUUGCCGGAGGGAAUCCCGCCUGACACCAAAGUUUUGGACCUAAGUGGGAAUAAACUUCGCUGGAUAGAACAGGAUGAUCUGCUUCCAUAUACACGCCUGGAGAAGCUGGAACUCAGUGAUAACAUGAUCAGUGUCCUGGAGCCAAAUGCGUUUUCAAGUCUUCAGAACUUGCAGUCACUUUCACUGAGGGGUAACCAGCUAAAACUGGUUCCCAUGGGAGCUUUCUCGCGUCUCUCCAACCUCACCUCCUUAGAUUUGAGUGGAAAUAAGAUUGUAAUUCUUUUGGACUUCACUUUCCAAGACCUAAAAAGUCUUAAGAACCUGGAGGUUGGUGACAAUGAUCUGGUUUACAUUUCUAACAAGGCUUUUCUGGGAUUAGUAGGACUCAAGGAGCUGACAAUUGAGAGAUGCAACCUGACGUCGGUGUCCAGCCAAUCGUUAUCCUAUCUGCACAACCUGGUGACUCUGCGACUCAGGUAUCUUAGCAUCUCCUCCUUAGACGACCAGAACUUUCGAAAACUUGGAAAUCUUAGAGGUCUGGAGAUUGAUCAUUGGCCCUUUUUGGAAUAUAUCUCCCCUCAUAGCCUUCAAGGCCUUAAUUUGUCUUGGCUGUCCAUUACUCACACCAACAUCACCUCUGUGCCCACCUCUGCCCUUCGUAGUUUGGCUCACCUCACUAGCCUCAACCUCUCCUAUAAUCCAAUCACUGUGUUAGAGUCCUGGGGUCUGCGGGAUCUCAUCAGACUGAAGGAGCUGCAUCUGGUGAACACUAACCUGGCAGUAGUUCAACCUUAUGCACUAGGUGGUCUGAGGCAAAUCCGCCUUCUUAAUCUUUCAACCAACAGCUUAGUGACCUUGGAAGAGGGAGCCUUUCAGUCAGUCAACACUCUUGAGACGCUGCGCUUGGAUAGAAACCCUCUUGCCUGUGACUGCCGCCUCCUCUGGAUCCUUCAGCGUAGGAAGACCCUUAAUUUUGAUGGUGCCUCCCCUGUGUGUAUGACCCCUGUUGAAGUCCAAGGCCGGGCUCUUAGUGCUUUCACCGACUCAGCUCUUUUUGACCACUUUACUUGCCAGAAACCUAAAAUUCGCAACAGGAAACUGCAGCAAAUUUCAGCCCGCGAAGGGCAAGUAGUGUCGUUUAUCUGCAGAGCAGAAGGUGAGCCAACGCCGGUGAUAUUCUGGAUUUCUCCUCAGCGUCGACGCAUAACCACAAAGAGCAGUGGGCGACUGACUGUGUUACCAGAGGGCACUCUAGAAAUACGCUACGCCCAGGUAACUGAUAGUGGAACCUACAUCUGCAUCGCUAGCAAUGCUGGUGGAAAUGACACCUACUUUGCUACGCUCACAGUCAGUGGGCUACCACUGGAUGCAGCACUCAUGGCCAACCGCACCUAUUAUGCUGGGGACCUUAACGACACAAAUCUGAAUGACACCAGGGUGUUCUUGAAGUUCACCCUUGACCUCAAGACCAUUCUAAUAUCUACAGCUAUGGGCUGUAUCAUGUUUCUGGGAGUGGUCUUGUUCUGCUUCAUCCUGCUAUUUGUGUGGAGUCGGGGUAGAGGACAGCACAAAAACAACUUCUCAGUUGAAUAUUCUUUCAGAAAAGUGGACGGACCAGCAGCCAGCGGAGGACAGGGGGGAGCACGAAAGUUCAACAUGAAAAUGAUUUGAUUCUGCAGAACCCCCAGUGGUUUUCACUGCUUCAGAUACAAACUAAGACACAAAUUAACAGAACAAAUUAAAUUUGUGCGAAACAUUAAAACCAAUAAUCCACAGGACAUUUUAUUAGGACGAGGUUUUGUUCAGAAAGAAACUUGUGUAUGCAUGCAAAAUGUCAAACUACAGUAUGAUGCUUUGAUACAUUUCUACUGCUCUUUGUUUUGUUCAUAUAAUUGUGUAUAUAAGUUUAAUUCCAGAGAAGGAAGUUUCAAAACUUUGAACAGACUGUUAAAAGACAAGCAACAUAAGCCCACACCGUCCCACACGUCUUUAACCUUUACGAAGGUCAUGCCAACACACCUCUUUCCUAAAGGAACUGUCAUCCUCGCUUUUGAAGGACCACAUACAGUAUCUGCUCCAUUUGGACUGACUCAAGCACUCCAACCUGAUGAAGACAUAAUUAGAUGGUGGUGCUCAGUAAUUGCCAAGGACUUGCCAAUAUAUAUAUUUAGAUAAUUCCAGCUAUUUGGUGCAUAAUAAGAGCUCAAUACAGUUAAAACGCCUUCGCUUAUGCUGAUUGUGAUUUUACUAAUGGAUUUUUGAAAAUAGAUCAACUUAGUACCAGUUUCUACAUCACUGCCAAUUUGACCACAGAGCACCAGGCACAGCACUGGCCACAUUUAUGUGCACCAGGGUUAAUAGAUUGUAAAAUGCCUAAAAAUUAAUUGAUCUUUAGUUGCAGAAGCAUGACCUCACACAGAGAUCUUAGGAAAAAUCCAAUCUUUUUGUUGAUAUAUAUUUUUUUUUUGCAUUGGAAAACAAAAUGCCUUUAAUCAAAUUAAUAAAAUGUAGACUUUUUUAGGUAAGAAAUUGUGUGUAUGAUCUACAGAUUAUUAGCAUAUAACGUUAUCUUUUCCUAUUGUGUAAAUUUAACAAAGGAGGCCCAUUUUAUUACUCACUGAUACACUGUAUGGACAAGAACUCAUGUUUAUUUUACCAUGAGGAGAAGCCUUAAUUUAAAUAAAUAAUCUCCCUGUUAGAGAUCUGCAGCAAAGAGGGGCAUUUCACCAAGUCUCUAUAACAUACCUUAGAUGGUUGUUUGUGAGUUAUAUUAGCAAAAAUAUUAGCCUGCCAUCACCAACAAAAAUUUAUAGAGUUUGUUGAGCUCUACUGGGACUUUAACAGGAACCAAGGGCUUUGUUAAGAUGAGCCUAAGGUUGAGCUUUUUCAUCACAAAAACACUUCAGGCAGGUUACCAAUUGAAGAGGCAAUAAGUGGUGGAAAAGCACUUUAUACCUACAAAGACUGCAUGGUUUCAUGAACUCUUUGAAAUGCCAUAACAUUUGAAAUAAAAAUAUUUAACAUACUGAUCCAAACCAUGUGGCUGAAUCAACCCAGAAAUGGCUUACCAUAAAAUCUACCUUCUUCAGUGAUUUCUCUCUGUGUGCUCUGACCUUGUGAAAUUUUAUACAUGGAUUAGUGCUGCCCUGCUGGUAAAAUAUGAAUACCUAGUAGUAGUAAAUUAGUAAAAGGAGGAGUCCAAUUUUGGUAUCACCAAGGAUUUUGUUAAAAACAAUGAUUUCCUUAUAUAAGAUUUUCCCUUCCCCACUAAUUUAGUGUUCUCAGAUUAUUAUUUUUUUUUUCAAAUUUUUCUGUGUGAGAAUUAACUGCUGCAAGGAAAGGUAAUUUUAAGGUUAUUUAUUCUUUACCAGGGUUGCCAAGAAACAUGUGCGCUACUGUAAAACCUGUGCAGAAGAGAAAAGCUACUUCUACCUGUAACAUCUGUUCACAGCGAACAUCGGAGUCAACACACUUUUUUAAGGACCCAAGUGAACACGUGUACGAACGAUGACAAAUCAUGAAGACACAUUUUCUAGUUGCAUUUUUCAUUAUUAUUUUUGGUAAAUCUGUACAAGAGUUUUACCCCUUUGGUCUAAAACGGAAAACUUUAAAAGCGAAUGCAUGUACAGACUUUGGUUCAUACUUUAACACUUUGUAUUUCUAAAACAAACAGCCGUCUGUGUUCUUUGAUCACCAAAAUUGUGUAGACAGAAUAUGAUAAGUAAGAUGUAAUAUAUAUUUUGUAUUGCUGAUAUUGAAAUUAAUGUGACUGUUUAUAGUACUGUUGAGUGAUUAAUCUGACUUUCCUGCUCUACUGUUAUUAAACUGCUAAAGUAUCA